Messenger RNA from Talaromyces rugulosus, 1029 nucleotides. RefSeq lists its product as uncharacterized. The record is from RefSeq and is a predicted model, not a curated record. Lineage: Eukaryota; Fungi; Ascomycota; Eurotiomycetes; Eurotiales; Trichocomaceae. Gene Ontology annotation, molecular function: phosphatase activity. The coding region runs from base 1 to 1029 and encodes 342 amino acids. The transcript has 4 exons. Gene Ontology annotation, cellular component: cytoplasm.
AUGACAGGUUCUGCGUAUUCAGACAAUGCAGUUUCAGAAUCGUAUAUACGGUACUCUACUGUAAAAGAGUAUUUCCUGCAGGACGACGAGAGCACCGAUCCAAAGAAAUUCGACUAUGUAUCUUCUAAUUUCGGCCUUAUCAAUCGCACAUACGAUGACGUCGAUACUGAGACGGAGACUGAGAGUACUACAAAGAAGACUCAGUGGGAACGCUUCGAGGUCCAGGUGCGAGCGAUGAAUGCGCAGGCUGGUCCGGAUGUGCAGUACAAAGUGCUGUAUAUGGGGAGGCAUGGAGAAGGGUUUCACAAUGUUGCUGAAUCCUGGUAUGGGACGGAUGCUUGGGAUUGCUACUGGUCUCUUCUCGACGGCAACGAGACCUCAUCCUGGGACGACGCACGCUUGACAGAGGUCGGCAGAUCGCAGGCCCAGACUGCGCACAAUGCAUGGCGCAAGCAGAUUGAAAACAAAAUCCCUUUUCCAGAGUCGUUCUAUGUUAGUCCGUUGAACCGGUGUCUGCAGACAGCGUUUAUCACGUUUGACGGGUUGGACAAGGAUAUUGUCAGGCCAUUUAGACCGGUGGUCAAAGAGAUGGUCCGAGAAACCCUCGGGAUACACACCUGCGACCGCCGCUCCACCAAAUCCGCCAUUGCUUCCGAAUACCCCCAAUACAUCAUCGAGCCAGGCUUUGCCGAAACCGAUCCCCUCUGGGAUGCAGAGCUGCGAGAGUCCGACAGCGCUCGUGACACGCGCCUCAAGCGGUUCCUCGACGACGUGUUUGCGCACGAUGACAACCAGUUUGUCUCGUUUACCGCGCAUUCGGGCGCUAUCACGUCCGUGCUGGAGGUUGUUGGUCAUCGUCGGUUUGGGCUGCAGACGGGAGGGGUUAUUCCAGUUCUUGUUAAGGCAGAGAAAGUUGUCGGGAGGGAGCCUCAGAGGGAGAUUGAGCCGCCUACGAGGGCUCCCAAGUGUAAAGAGGAUCCGAUGAGAGCUGGGGGGUCGAUACAGAUUACGUUGGAAGGGCACGUUUAG